Molecule: messenger RNA, 5507 nt
Organism: Amphibalanus amphitrite
Lineage: Eukaryota; Metazoa; Arthropoda; Thecostraca; Balanomorpha; Balanidae
Product: pleckstrin homology domain-containing family H member 1-like
Exons: 26
Coding region: 670-4977 (1435 amino acids)
Cellular component (GO): cytoskeleton
Source: RefSeq, a predicted model, not a curated record
AGAGUAUAUAGAACACCGACGGAGUUCUAUAGCCUUGCACCGACCGUGCUCGAUUGGUGGCUCGAUUGGUAGUGUUGGGAUUAUAUAUGGGGUUCUGUGAGAUUUUGUGGUUUUCGGAUAAGUCAGGCAUCCUGAAUUUGUGUGUUUUCAAGUGGCAAUUGAUGUGCAGUGGCAUUGUGCUCCUAUAGCAAAGAUCAAAGCUGUGUAAAACUGUAAACCGCAGUCCAAGUCAUCAACAUGGAUAAAAAAUGAGCCCUCAACCUCAAACCAAGACUCAAAGGACUAAUACUGAGCUUUGAGUUUGAACUUUGAGCUUGAAGAACUUAAGUCUACUUGGCACACAAGUUGAAUGACUGUCAUCAUCAGAGAUGGCGGAUUGGCACGUGGCAAUCAUAGCCUGGCGGCUUCUUCUGUGAACAAACUGGACAGUGGACAGUGUCCAGCUGUGACCCGCUGUGACCUCCGGUGACCUGCCGCAUCACUGGGACACACAACGGCCGUCGCAGCCGUCGUGACCCAGCGCGGUCUACUGUAACCUAACCUACAGUGAACCGUCGUGACCCAGCGCGGUCUACUGUGACCUAACCUAGUGAACCGUCGUGACCCAGUGCGGCGGUGUGACUUCUAGUGACCUCUAGUGACAUCAAGUGACCUCCAGUGACUUCCAAAAUGGCCGAGGCGGACGCGGCCGGAAAAUCAUCGCGUCGCCCGCACUCGACAUUCUCGUACCCGUCAUCGGGCGCCCGGCACUCUCCACCGCCGCCGGCACCGUUACGACACUCCUACGCUCCCGACUACCCUCCUGAACCGGCGGGCGCCGUGCGACCCGACCCAUUCGCAGUGUUCGACGGGCUCAGCAUCGGCUCCGACACCCGCAUGUCGGUGUCGACGGCCUCGUCUCUGCCGUCGGUGCUGUCGGAGCUGGCUGAUGCUGAGUUUCCCGACACGCCGUUCGUGUGGACGAGUGACGAGGUGAACUGGCAGGAGCGGUGUCUGGAGCUGGAGCUGAGCCUGCAGCGCUUCAAGGACCAGGCCGGCAGGAUCAGGAGUAUGCUCAGAGAUAAGCUGGUGGAGCUGGAGCAGCGUGUAGUCGAGUCGGAGCAGAAGGCUGCAGAGGCAGAGAGCAAGGCGCGUCUCCUGGAGCAGAGGUUAUCGGACGUGGGCUGGACUCCAAGUGAAAACACGGAGCGGCUCAAUGCCCUGCGCACCACGGUGGACGAGCGCGACAGCGCCAUCACCCAGCUCCAGUCUCAGGUGGAGGAGCAGCGCAUGUUGCGACUGAACGAGGCCAAGCAAGUGGAAGCGAAGGCAGCCCGAAUCAAAGACUGGGUCACCAACAAACUGAGAGACCUGGAGGAGCAGAAUCAGUACCUCCGGGAGCAGAAUCAGCGGUGUAACGAGCAGUUGCAGCUUCUUCGGAACCGGCUCACCCAGCUCAACGAGUUCAAGGCCAAACAGCGAGCCAGCACAGAGGACUCAUCGCGCGGCAGCUACGAGGGUGACCGACCGGGCAGCGACGAGAGCAUCCCGCCGGAGCUCCCUGCACGGCGGGUACCACCUCUCGACCCCCACGCACUCUACGCAGAGGUUGACCGGUCGCGGAAGGGCCGCGCCGCACCUCCGCCUGCCGGGCCGCCGCCACUCACCGUCGAACGCAAACGCUACGCGCCCAGCGACGCUGCCGGCAGCGGCGGCGGUAUGCGGGCCUCACGCGACUCUCGCGUCGACUCCGGCUCGGUGGAUCUGGAGACGCCACACGACCUGUCACCCAACACUCCUCCGGAGCUAGCGCCGGCUCCUCCGCCUCGCGGCCGACCGCCGCCGCCCACAGCCGCUGAGGAUGAGAUGCACGACUACAGUGAGAUCUACACACCGAGCGCAGACGGCUACCGAUGGCUGCGGGAGGAGGGGGCCGGCGGAGACAGCAAGCCGCCCACUCCGCCGCUGCACCGGUUUCCGUCUUGGGAGGCCAAAAUCUACCAGGUGGCCCAGAAGGGCAUUGCAUCACCGGCGGCACUGGGAACGACCACCAACGGGGCCGGAUCGCGACUCUCCACCGUGUCCAACUACUCGGACGUAUCUGUGCCAGUCUACGCCACCGUCAAAGGGCGCGCCUCCCAGAUCCGCUCCGUGCCGUUCACGGGGGACAGCUCGGACAGCUCGGAGGGCGAGGAGGAGCCGGUCGGAGCGGCACGCGCCGGUCGACACAGUCACACCGGAUCCUCGGACGAUACCGUCAGCUCGCCGUCCAAGUCCAAGUCCAGUCCGGCCAAAACCGUCAGCCCGUCACGCAGCCCACGCAGAGAGCACAGUGUCGAGGCAGACACCACGGCCGACUACGCGCUGCCCCCGGACGCUGACGCCGCCAGUGUGGACUCUGCCAUGACGAGAGGCUCGUACGCGGCCGGAUCGCUCAAAAAGGCGAAGGCUCUGGAGCGUUCCGGCUACCUGACGAAGCUGAGCGGCAAGCUGAAGACGUGGCGGAAGCGCUGGUUCGUCCUCAAGGACGGCAGCCUGAUGUACUGGAAGUCCAAGCACGACGUGUCUCGCAAGGCGCCGCAGGGCGAGAUCAGCCUGGACGAGCGGUGUCGCGUCACCCGCCAGGAGGGAGCGCACACCUUCGAGGUCGGCACGGCCAAAAAGACCAUCUAUCUGACGGCGGACAACACGAGCACGGUGGACGAAUGGGUGCGGGUGCUGCAGAACGUUCUGCGCCGAAACGCCGCCCAUCUACUGCUGAGCCGGGAAGACUGCAGCUCUACAAUCCAGGGCUGGCUGACCAAGGUGAAAAACGGCCACUCUAAGCGCUGCUGGUGCGUCCUCGUGGGAAAGAUGCUGCUUUACUUCAAGACACCCAACGACACGGUGGCGUCCGGCCAGAUCAACAUGCGCGACUGUCGCGUGGAGGAGGUGUCUCACAUCACUGACUCGGACGAAGACUCUGACACGCCGCCGCAGACUGCCGACCUGACUGUGGGCGUGUUCCCCAGCCACCAGAGUCCCACCUACUUCAUCAUGGCCAACAAGGGAGACAAAGACCAGUGGCUGUACCACCUGACCGUGGUCUCGGGCGGCGGAGGCGCGGCCGGUACCCAGUUCGAGCAGAUGGUUCAGCGGCUCAUGGAGCUGGACGGAGACUCGGAGUGUGUGCUGUGGCGACACCCGCUGCUUCUGCACGCGAAGGAGCCGCCCCAGCAGCCGCAUACCACCAUGCCGGAGGCGCUGCACGCCGAGGCCGCCAAACUGUUCAAGUCCGUGCAGUUGUUUGCCUCUGUGCUGGUCGACUCUGCCGGUAUCGACUACCACGUGGCGUUGGCGCAGAACGCCCUGCAGCUCUGCUGCGAGCGCACGGAGCUGCAGGACGAGCUGCUGGCAGUGCUGGCCCGGCAGACGGCACGUCACGUCCACCAGCGACUGGGCGUGCAGGUAGGACGCGCCGUCACCAAGAUAAAACACUCGAGCAACCUGCUGCUGUGCGCCACCCAGUCUCUGUUCCUGUGCGACUCGUCGGGCGGCAAGCCGUCGGCGGCCCAGACCCAGGCCGCCAUGCUGGCGGCUGCCGACAGCAAGUCCAACCCUGCGCCGCACGUGUUCGUACAGACGUGGCAGCUACUGGCGCUGGCCGUCAGCCUGUUCGUGCCCAAAAACAACAAACUGCUCUGGUAUCUGAAACUGCAUCUGCAACGGCACGCCGAUCCAAAGACUGAGACGGGCAAGUACGCCGCCUACUGCCAGCGGGCACUGGAGCGCUCCUUAGAGAAGGGCGGCCGGCAGGCGCGUCCCAGUCGCAUGGAGGUGCUGUCCAUCCUGCUGAAGAACCCGUACCAUCACUCGCUGCCGCACGCCAUUCCGGUGCACUUCCUCAACAAUACGUACCAGGUGGUGGGUUUCGACGGCUCGACUACCAUCGGCGAGUUCGUCCAGACGCUGAACCAGGAGAUUGGCUGCCGGGACGUGUCCCAGUCGGGCAUGGCGCUCUACUCGGACGAUCCGUUUCAGCCCGAGCAGCGACAUCUCCUGCAGACAGAUGCCAAGCUCUGUGACGUCAUCUCUCGCUGGGAGACGGCUCUGCGCGAGAAGGGCUCCGGAAAGUUCGAGAACACCCGCGUGAUCCAGCUGUCCUACCGGUCUCGGCUGUACUGGCGUCAGUCGGUGAAGGGGGAGACGGACCGGGAGCGUCUGCUGCACGUCUACCAGACCAGUCAGAUGGUCUCCAGCGGUCUGUUCCCGCUGACCACCGAGCUGGCGCUGGAGCUGGCCGCCCUCAUGGCUCAGAUUGACCUGGGCGACUACACGGCUGAGCGCGCUCGGGGAUCGGCUGCCUCGGUCAACCAUCACCAGGUGGAGAGGUGCCUGGAGAGAUUCUUCCCGCAUCGGUACCGCGAGAGGUGCAGCCAGGACGAGCGCAGGCAGCUGAGUGGCGCUCUCGUUGAGAAGUGGAGCUCCCUCCGCGGUCGCAGCACGCACGACUGUGUUCGCAUCUACCUAACAUGCACCAGAAAGUGGCCCCACUUCGGGUCGGCGCUCUUCAAAGCCAAGCUAUCUGGCGAGGGCACGUCUGUGUUCCUGGCGGCGGGAGAGGGAGCGCUCUGUGUUCUCAACGUCAACACGCUGCAGGAGACCGCCAGGUACCAGUACACCAGCGUGGUGACAUUCGGCGGCUGCCAGGACGACUUCAUGCUGGUCGUCUCGGAGAACGGCAGCUCAGACGCGGCCACCACCCAGAAGCUGCUCUUCAACAUGCCCAAACCCAAGAUUCUGGAGCUGACACUGCUGAUCGCCGACUACAUGAACGCCCUGGGUCGGAUGCAGGCUGGCGGUCCGCCCCAGAUGGGCACCCUGACCAGGGUCGGGUCGGUCCACGCCUCCCGGCCGGAGAGACUGCGGACGAGAAUGCCCAGCGUGGGCUCCGAGGCGGGCGCCGAGCUACUCAGGAAUGGGGGCACCAAGAUCCGUACCAGUCACGAAGCUGUCUAGUCGCUGCUGCCGCCGCAGCCGCCGCCGCAGCCUCCUCCUCGAGCCCUCGUAUAGCUCCGUUCCCUGUGAUCUAGGCCAAUUGUCACCACAGUGUGCCGCUCCUAUGGAUGUGACUGUGUCUGUGUGUGAGUGAGUGGGUGUCAGCGCCGGUGUACCAGUCCGUGUAGGUCUUCCAUGUGGUAGGCGAUGGCCUCCCGCGGGCCGCUCCGUAUGAUCUCAGCCCGUCUGAUCUCUAUCCGCCGACGUGACGGUCGGUCUGUAACGGCCGUGACGGUGGCCCGUGACGCCGGCCGGUGACUCUGUGUACUGUGUACGUAAUGUCGGCCCGCCGCGCCGCGUGUGUGUGUGUCUGUGUGUGCCCAGUGGGUGUCCGCCGUCGGCAGUGUUGGUGGCUCGUCUGAAUGCCGCUGCUGUAACCAGCCGCGCCUGCUGUAUGUAUUAACGACGUUCGACUGCAUGGCCGCUUUUGUAUGGCCUGAUCGACGGCCAAAGAGCUUUUGCAGAGAUGGAAUAAAAUUUGUAUUAAUGCC